AGUCUAGCUCCAUAAUGGAGGGUGUCCUUUUCUCAGAAAGGCUCAUAACUCUAAAGAAAAAGAGUGUUGUUGUGGAGAAAUGAUGCCAGCAUGUAUAAGGUAAGCAGCUGUUUUUGUAUUUACUCUCAGUGAUUGAUGGGGUUAUAUAAGCGGAAAGAUCUUGAACUUCAAGCAGGAACCUGUGCAGUGAAGUGUGUUGGACCGGUCAGUAGAUGGCAGUGCCCAUCCAAUCAGAGGUGUCCAUGACAACAUCAAUCUUUCUCAGACACGUUUUACAGUCUGGAUGCAAUUGUUUGGUCCACUCUGAUGACCUAUGGCAUCACUUUACUUUACAUUAUGUUCUGUUUCAUAUCUCUGCACAGUGAGGUUAAUGCUAAUAUUAAGCAAUGGCAAAAAGAGUAGUAAUAUGUUCAGUGCUGGUAUGUGAUUGUAGUAAUAAAAUGUUCUUUCUACUCUAUAGAAUUCAGUAAAAUUCUAGUUUUUACUAAAAAUGUUGAUGUUGAAUGUAAGAAGAUUGAAGCUGAGGCCUAAAUUUACAGUGUAAAAAUACACUAUGCUUUAUAAAUAUGGUUGCAAAACAGCUUUGCACAAAAUAUAUUUUAGCACAAACUGCAGAGGGAAAAAAACUAUCAAACACGUGAAUCACGCGCCCAUAAACGGUCAUUUAUAUGUCCUUGUCUAUUUGUUCAUUGGAUGUUAAAGGGGUCAAAUGGCGUAAAUACGUGUUUUUCUGUGUCUUUGGUGCGUUAUAAGUUGCUCAUGCAUGUAUUAGACACUUAAAAUUGCACAAAUUUAAGUGUCGGAACAAAAGAUGCAUUCUAUCUAAAAGCGAAUGCGAACCCAGACCUGCCUGAAACGCCUCGUGUAACCACACCCCCACGCAUGUACGUCACUUUGUGGUAUGAUUUGACUAAGACCGCCCAAAUGUAUCCGCAAGUAAGGUGGGCGGUCUUGUAAAUCUCAUUGUACGGUCGCCGGCGCUGCCUGAUGUUCCGAAUAUGGUAAGAGGCGUUACGUUUCCGUGCAGUAUUCGACCAAUCACUACGCACUAGUGGCCUGGCCAAUCAUAGAACACCUCGCUUUUCAGAGCGAUGAGCUUUGUAAAAUAUCAGCGCGUUUCAGAGAGGCGGAGCAAAGAGGAGAUAUAAACAUGCACGGUAUGUGAAAAAUACUGCGUGUUUUAACCUUAAAUCGUGUAUAGACUUUGUAUUUCACCUAAAGCAAACAAUACUAUUCAAAUGACCCCUUUAGAUAAAUACCAGAUCCUUCGGUGGUGAACAAUAUUUACAGUUAGCUCUUUGUGAAUGUGUCCUAGACACAUGACUUUCCAUCGCAAACAUGUUGUUGUGGAGCAGGGAACAUGUGUAUCUCGAGUGGACAUUCGUGCCCCACCCCGGCCCAUAUAAUUAGCCCACCUCCUAGAACGCCCAUUGCCACAUACCCACGAGCUGUCCACGCGCUGCAGCCGAGUGCUCAUUGGCCGCAGUCGACGCGAGUAGCCCGGGCGUCCUAUGAGAGAGACGACCCUGGAGCGGUCCACGGGCGCAUGUGAGUGUCCUUCGCCGAUGCCCAUAUGUGUUUCUAACUCCCAUCAUCAGCAGAGCCGCGUCUAAACUAUAUAACCACCCUCUCUAACUCAGUGUUUACCGACAGAACAGAGUUACUAUUAAAUGACAAACACACAACAUUGAGAAUAAUAACAAUAAUACAGAUAACAACGUCGCUAGGUUUUGGUGAGCUUUACGCAGGACACUACAUUACAAAGGAAGCAGAAAAGGUGAAAUUGAACAACACUUUAAGUAGUUGUGUUCCAAUUAUCAUAAGUUAAAAGUUAAAAAUGGGCGUGCUGACCAAGAAACUCAAGACUCUCGAGGUUCGGCUGAAUGAUCCGAGCAAGCUCGUGUACGUCAGCGGAGAUAAAGUGGCCGGGAGGGUGAUAGUGGAGGUGUCGGAGGUGAUGCGCGUCUCCGCCGUCCGACUGUUCGGGAUCGGAUGCGCAAAAGUCGAUUAUACUAAAGGAAAGCAGCGCUGCAGAGAGGAGAUCGACUACCUGAAAUACGAAGAAGUUCUUCGUCUUGAUCAUCAGCAGACAGAAACAGACGGCUCUGUCACUCUGAGGCCUGGAAACAGAUAUGAAUUCAUGUUCGGAUUUGAGCUUCCACAGGCAGGGUGCUUAGUUUCCUCAUAUGAUGGGAAGUUUGGCUCAGUUCAGUACUACGUAAAAGCAGUCAUAGAUAAAUCAGGCCGGCCGUAUGCGGAAUGCAAGCAAAAGUUUCAGGUGGAGGAACCUAUUGAUGUGAACACCCAAGAACUGAUGCUUCCAAUUACAGGUGCAAAAGAGAAGAAAGUCACCUGCAUGUUUAUUCCCGAUGGCAGCGUUUCCUUGGCGGCCAGCAUUGACCGGAAGGGUUACUGCGAGGGAGAGGACAUUUGCAUCAAUGCUAAGUUUGAGAACACCUGCUCUCGGAUCAUCAUUCCUAAAGCUGCCAUCAUGGCCAAGCACAGAUAUCUAGCGAACGGCCGCACUAAAGUGUUUUAUGAGAAACUCACUUCGGUCAGGGGCGACCACAUUAUCUCCGGCAUGUGUGACAUAUGGCAGGGUCGAGUUCUCCAUGUGCCCAAGCUGAAGCCCACUAUCUUGGGCUGCCACAUCAUCCAUGUUGACUACACACUGAGGAUCUAUGCGCAUAUCCCAGGCAGCGAGAAGCUGAUCCUUGAGCUGCCUCUGGUCAUCGGGACGAUCCCCUACAAUGGCCUGAACAGUCGAACUAGCAGCAUGAGCAGUCAGGAUGGCAGUGUCAACUCCAGCACCUGCGUGUCCAUGCCGUCAUCUCCUCCCAGCUACAGCGAGAUCUCCCAGGACGACCACCUGGACAGUUCCUUCGCCCCACUCUUGGAAGAUUUCGACGAAGAUGACAGUCCUAUCUUCAUACGCAUGAACGGACACCAUCUACCCCCUCCUCCGGCGUACACUGAGGUGAAUUGAAACUCCUGCAGAACAAACACAGUUCCUGACGAAAAGAUUCUGAUCUCGGAAUACAGACGAACACUUUUACCCGGAGCUGCGGUCUAUGAAAUGCUGUGGCGCAGCAAAUUGCAGCUGUUUGCAAGUUGAUGGUCCUUAUGGAAGCUGUCACUUCUUGAAAAAAGAUUAUUCACAUCUUCAUGCACAUUAUUGCGAAUCCUCAGCAUCUGAGAGAGUUUGUGGAUUUGUGAGAAGUUUUGCCAUGUUGGUAUAAUAAUUUGUCUGCUGUUAUUGCUGUUCCAAAUUGGAAAGUGAGCGUAAAAGUGAAGUGUAUUUUGAAGAUGCUUAAUAACUGCAAACAGUUUUGUUAAAGUAAUAUUGAACGUUUAAUUAUUUUGAUAUUUGCAAUGCCUUAUAUCGCAAUUUGCAUGCACUGUAUUUCUGAUUUGAUUUUUAAAUCAGAGCAUUUAUGUAGAAUAAUGAAUCAAACAAUUAAUCAAAUCUAAAUUUGUUAUUUGAAUUUUAUAUUUUUGCAUUUUUUUAUUUUUGCCUUAUUUGAAGUCAAUGCAUUAUUUACUGCAUCAGUGUUAUAUAUAAUAGUGUUUGCAAUGCAUAAUACAAUAAAACCUUUGAAAAAAUCAAAAGC
Messenger RNA from Triplophysa dalaica, 3611 nucleotides. RefSeq names its product thioredoxin interacting protein b (gene txnipb). Gene Ontology annotation, cellular component: cytoplasm. The record is from RefSeq and is a predicted model, not a curated record. Gene Ontology annotation, biological process: protein transport. The coding region runs from base 1838 to 2986 and encodes 382 amino acids. The transcript is spliced from 6 exons. NCBI's taxonomy places the organism in Eukaryota, Metazoa, Chordata, Actinopteri, Cypriniformes, Nemacheilidae. Gene Ontology annotation, molecular function: ubiquitin protein ligase binding.